CAUACAAUUUUUUAUCAGACCAGCAAUUACGUUUAUAUCUACAUUUCUAUUUCAUUUGUGUUCUCACAGUGUUUGCCCGCAGUUUUCAUUUUCGUGUAUUGCAAUGGCUUACUUAUUAAACCCUUAGUAUUUUGUUUAUCUAACGAUAACAACAAAACAAGUCACAACGAUAUAACUAAGUUACAUGACAUUAUAAAUUACCUUAAAAUAUAACCUUAAAAAUUAUUGUUUGAAGAGGUAAACAAAUUGGAUUGAGCGCUAUUUAUAUUUUACUAAAAAUUUCACAUUGGAUCUCAAAACUCAAGUGUAAUCUGCCAAAAUGUUGCCUCUUUCGCUACUACGAACAGCUCAAAACCACCCAAUGCUUGUGGAAUUAAAAAAUGGCGAGACCUACAACGGUCACCUUGUUAGUUGCGACAAUUGGAUGAAUAUAAAUCUCAGAGAAGUGAUUUGCACAUCAAGAGACGGUGAUAAGUUUUGGAGGAUGCCCGAGUGUUAUAUCCGGGGUAGUACCAUCAAGUAUUUGAGGAUUCCGGAUGAAGUUAUCGAUAUGGUUAAAGAAGAGACUCAAGUUAAAGCUAGAGGUCGCAGUGAAAUGUCUAAAGGACGAGGUGGCGGUCAGAAUAUGCGGUCUGGUCGAGGUGGAGCUAGAGGCGCGUUCGGAAACCGAGGCAGACCGGCGCCGUUGGCAAGAGGAGGCGGGAACACUGGAAGACCACAGAAUAAAAAUAAAAAGUGAAUAGGCUAUGUUUAUUUAAUAAAUUAAUUUUUUGGUAAGGUA
This is a messenger RNA of Amyelois transitella, 781 nucleotides long. RefSeq names its product U6 snRNA-associated Sm-like protein LSm4. The record is from RefSeq and is a predicted model, not a curated record. The coding region runs from base 320 to 739 and encodes 139 amino acids. Gene Ontology annotation, molecular function: U6 snRNA binding. Lineage: Eukaryota; Metazoa; Arthropoda; Insecta; Lepidoptera; Pyralidae. Gene Ontology annotation, cellular component: spliceosomal tri-snRNP complex; U6 snRNP; P-body. The transcript has a single exon. Gene Ontology annotation, biological process: P-body assembly; mRNA splicing, via spliceosome; nuclear-transcribed mRNA catabolic process.